Adineta ricciae is the source of this 1485-nucleotide messenger RNA. The record is from the annotation of a GenBank genome assembly. NCBI's taxonomy places the organism in Eukaryota, Metazoa, Rotifera, Eurotatoria, Adinetida, Adinetidae.
AUGACCGAUAUAUAUGUUGAUCAGUGGGCAACAAAAAAUAAUUAUACGAGUUAUUUUGAUCAAUGCGCUCCUUCAUUAUGCACAUAUUCCACAACUGAUCCAUUAAAUUUCUCGUAUAUCAUCAGUCUUUUAUUGAGUCUGUAUGGUGGUCUCACUGCCAUAUUUCGCUUGAUAGCACCUUUGUUAAUCAAUAUCGCCUUGAAACUGAAACGUCAAUUGAUCAAAAGCAUGAUGAAGUGUGAACUAUAUUUCAAAUCUAUUCGUCAUUCGAUUUCGUGGAUAAGACAGUUGAACUUGUUCAAAUUGGCUACUAAUCGAACAAUGGAUGAGAUCAAAGAACAACGCAUAAUCACCCGUUGCUAUUUAGUUUUAUUCGCAAUUUCUGUGUCGAUCCUUAUUGUUUUUACUACUAUCAAUGCUAAAACAAAUACAGUGACUGUAUCAAAUCCGUCAUUAAACACAUACAAAGAAUUGCAGAACUCGUAUUCGAGUACACUAAAAUGUGCUUGUUCGGAAAGCGCAAUGCAUUAUGAAACUUUUGUUUCAUUGUCACCCAUAUUUCAUCAAGUAUGUCCAAGCGAUUUGGUGAGCGAUCCAUGGAUUUCAUGGCUUGUAGAAAGCCUAUCAAUAAGCAUGAACGAUAAUGUGUGGCUUUACACCUCUGGCUCGUACUUUGAACAGUUGGCGGCUCUCUGUCAACUCGCUAAUACGACGGCUAACGACGAUAUUCGUGCUUUUCUCGCGCGAACUCUUGCUACUUCGCAUGUGCUCAACACAGAUGACUUUAAUACUCAAUUAAAUACAACCAUCAAUCAACUGAUCGAAUCGACUGUCAUCAAUUUUGGUCUUUUCAUCAAUAUGACACGUCUUUUCAUGCAAGUUGAUCAACCAUUGACAUUUUCAUUUCGUCUCAAUGCUAUUCAGCAAAGCUUUUCGAGUGAUCGAGUAUGUCAAUGUGCUCAUGAUAUGCAUUGUCAAGGUGAAACUGAUUUCAUACCAGACGAUUUAAAUUCAUUGGUGGAAUAUUCAGACUCCAGUUCUCCAGAGAACAGCAGUGGCUACACCAUGUUAGACCUCACCUCUUCAGAGAACAGCAGCGACGAUACGACGUCAGACUUCAGCUCUCCAGAGAAUGUCAGUGAUUACACUACACCAGCCUCUGGCUCUGCAGAGAGCAGCAUUGGCCACACUACGCCAGCACCCAAUUCUUCAGGGAGCCGCAAUAAAUAUACCACGUCUGACUUCAGUUCUCCAGAGGAUAUCAGUGAUUACACUACACCGGACUUCGGUUCCGCAGAGAGCAGCAUUGGCCACACCAUGUCAGCGCCCAAUUCUUCAGGGAACAGCAAUAAAUAUACCACGUCCGACUUCGGUGCUCCAGUGAGCAGCAGUAAAUACUCGGCACCGGGUAUAGUUAAAGGCUGUUAUAUUAUUGAUUCAGUUCUUCUCUCGACACUCGAAUGUUUCUAUGCGGAUUCAAAAUAG